AUGGUUCACGUCCCCGAGAAAGGUGCCAAGGGGCAUCUCGAAGAUGUCCACAUUGCCCAGGAGGAGGCGCCCCAGUUUGAGAGAGUCUCCUGGACUAGAGAUCCCAAUCUUCGCAAGCUAUAUCUCUGGGGCAGCGUGCUGAUGGUUGCCUCUGCCACCACUGGUUACGAUGGAAUGUUGGUAAAUACGUCGCAGCAGAUUGAUCUCUGGACAAAAUUCUUCCCCGAGGCCGACCCGCACAACGCCAUGGGCACACAGUAUCUUGGUCUCCUGGUCAACAUGUUCAGCAUUGGCAGUAUUAUCAGUUUCUUCGUCACACCUUAUGUGGCUGAUCACUAUGGACGAAAGAUUGCCAUUGUCAUUGGAUGUCUGUUCAUGGUUCUCGGUGGUUGCUUGACUGCAUUUUGUAAUGGUUACAACAUGUACAUUGCCGGCAGAUUCCUCCUCGGUUUCGGAAACAGUUUUGCCCAAAUGUCCUCGCCCCUGCUGCUCACGGAAAUCUGCCACCCGCAACACCGUGGACCCGUCACGGCCGUGUACAACUGUCUCUGGAACGCCGGCGCCCUCAUCGUGUCGUGCAUUGGCUGGGGCACGGCCACCAUUGCCAACGACUGGUCCUGGCGCUCCAUCACUUUCAUCCAGGUGGUACCCUCGCUGAUCCAGCUCGCCUUCAUCUACUGGAUCCCCGAGUCGCCCCGUUACCUGCUGUCCAAGGACCGCGAGGAGGAGGCCCUCAACAUGCUGGCCUACUACCACGGCUCCGGCGACCGCAACAACACGACGGUCCAGUUCGAGUUUCGCGAGAUUCGCGAGACCAUGCGUCUGGAAAAGGAGGCUGACCGCGCCACUGGCUACGCCGACUUCCUCCGCACCAAGGGAAAUCGGUGGCGAUUGGCCAUUCUCAUUUCUCUGGGUAUCAUUUCGCAGUACAGUGGAAACGCUCUGUUCUCCAACUACAUGAACACCAUCUACGAGGGUGCCGGUAUUGUGGUUCAGAACCAGAAGCUUGGUCUCAGCACCGGUAGAACUAUUUACGAUCUCAUCAUCACCAUUGUCGCCGCCAUGAACGUCGACCGCUUCGGUCGCCGCCCCCUCUUCCUCAUCUCGGCCGGCGGCAUGUGCUUUGCCUUUGUGUGCUGGACCAUUUGCGGCGCCGUCUACGAGAACUCGGGCGGCACCAACACGGGCUCGGGCUACGCCCAGCUCGUCUUCAUCUGGCUCUUUAGCGCCUUUUACGACAUGGGUUUCUCGGGUCUGCUCAUUGCCUAUGCCCUCGAGAUUCUGCCCUUUAGUCUCCGCGCCAAGGGCAUGAUGAUUAUGAACAUAACCGUCCAGGCCGUCCUGGCCCUCGGUAACCAGACCAACCAGCUUGCCUGGCUUAACCUGCCUCACCACUGGAACUUUAUGCUGUUUUACACUCUCUGGGACUUUUGCGAGUUCCUCUUUGUGUACUUUGUCUACGUCGAGACCAAGGGCCCGACCCUGGAAGAGAUUGCUCGCAUCUUCGAUGGUGCCGAUGCCAUUGCCCACAUCAACAUUCACCAGGUCGAAAAGGAGAUUCACGCCGAGGUCCACGAGGAGGCCUUCUCAUCUCCCAAGUCUGCUCUGUAA
This is a messenger RNA of Pestalotiopsis fici W106-1, 1611 nucleotides long. RefSeq lists its product as uncharacterized. Gene Ontology annotation, molecular function: carbohydrate:proton symporter activity. Gene Ontology annotation, cellular component: membrane. The transcript has 6 exons. Bases 1 to 1611 code for a protein of 536 amino acids. Gene Ontology annotation, biological process: carbohydrate transport; transmembrane transport. The record is from RefSeq and is a predicted model, not a curated record. NCBI's taxonomy places the organism in Eukaryota, Fungi, Ascomycota, Sordariomycetes, Amphisphaeriales, Sporocadaceae.